CUCAUCGUGUCCAUUAUAUUUAACAUAAUAUUGAUAUUCUCAAACAAAAAAAAUGUAGUGCGCCCUAUGAAUAAUUUCAACGUGUUGCUGACAGAUAUAUUGAAUUGCACCAACAAAAAUUCAAAACCAAAGGUUUCACAAAAGAAUGGAUUUUAUGUGCUGUACAAUUUUAUCGAAGGUGACGUGAAAGUGGAUUACGAGGAGACCAUUACGCUGACGGCACCCGCCGACGUCAGAUUUUUGAACAAUAUCGUGCCUCUGGCGAUCCGAUGGCAGGCACCGAUGAGCAUUGCGGUUUACACCCCCGGACACGAUUUUUACACCGCUUUAAAGGUCAUCGCCUAUCUGAGAUCCUGCACCACCCCCGAGAUCAGGCAGUUCGUCACCUUUCAUUUGUUUUUUGAUGAGGGUCACUUGCCAAAUUCAAAGAAGCCGUUACUGGAAGCCUACGAGGAUGAAUACGACUGUAACGAUAAAGAUCCUACCAAAACGAUUGAAGGCGACAAACUGUACAAGCAACAGAAUGACCUGUUGUUUCCCAUUAACGUCGCAAGAAACAUUGCAAGGGAAGCGGCCAGAACGUACCUGGUGUUCCCGUCCGACAUCGAGCUGUUUCCGACGCCAAAUUUCGUCAACAAAUUCAUGGAUUUCAUUAGAAAGGAGCCCAGUCUCAUUUGGGGGAACAGGAACGUGUUUGUAUUGCCUUUGUUUGAAAUGAAACAAGGCCUGGAGAUGCCCUCAAACAAAUCAGAGUUGAUAGAUAUGAUAAAAAAUAAAAAGGCGUUUUGGUUCCACCAAGGGAUUUGCGAAUCUUGCCAUCGAGUGAUAGAUGGUACGAAGUGGUUGUCGAAUGCGGAAAGGGAUGAAAUCACAGUGUUUGCGUCGGGAAAACGACAAGGAAAACAAGUGAUUUGGGAACCGUUCUUUAUUUGCACAAACAAUGAACCACUAUGGGACGAAAGGAUGACCUGGGAGGGACAAGCAAAUAAAAUGAGUCAGGUUUUCUCACUUUGCCUUCAGGACUACACAUUCAAUGUACUGGAUAACGCAUUUCUCAUGCACAAACCGGGUAUAAAAGGGAAAAAGUUACAAAACGUAAAGUACAUGAAUGUCACCCGACGUAGUAUGAAAUUAUUAAAAGGUGUUAUAAGUCCAGAGUUAAAAAAAAUAUAUGGAAAUCGUGAAGGAUGUAGAAUAAUGUGAUCGUGACUAAAACCUUCUGAUAUCUAAAGUUGGUGCCAAUAAAAAUAUAAAAUAAAGUGGCAUAAAUAUUCAAAAAAAAUAUUUAUUACAAUGAUACUGUGUAAGUGUAGCUAAUAUUAUUUAAAUAUGUAUUUUAUUACAAUUAUUUUUUAAAUAAACUCAGUAAAUUCUAAAAUUAUUUAAUUCGAAAAACAAUGCUAAUCUUUAUAAUUUAUGAUGUAUUCAUGUGAAUUUUAAUUGUUUACAUUAAAUUAAAAACUACUGUUUUAAAUGGCUAUUACAUAAUUACAUUUGUAAGUCCUCACUAAAUUAUCACUAAUAUUUACACAACGGACACAUCUUGGACCAAAUUAAAAAACUAAACGAUUAUUCUUGAUUUCAAGAAUAUGUCACUGUAUUAACACACUAUAAGCGGGUCGGGUAAAAAUACCCGUCUCGAGAACUGUUGAUUGUUAGCUGGUCGGGUAAUUUUUACUUUUUUGAAUGUACUUACUUUAAAAGCGGGGUAAGAUAAUUUUACUCUAUUGGUUUACAAACGGGACUGAAAGAAUUAUCUCUUAUUUUUUGUUAUAAUUCAACAACUUAGUUUGGACUAUUUCACUACCCGCCUAUAGUGUGUUAAUAUGCAUAAAUAUAUGUGCAACCAAGGAAAAUAUCUUUAUAAUUGUAAACAUAAUUGUUUCAAAUCAAUUAAUUAGCUAAAUUUUAUCAACAACAACAUUUUACUACUGCAUUACUUUAAACUACUAAGCGAGGAAUUUCUUAUUCAAAAUUUACUUAAAGCAAAUCUUAGCAAUUAUAACUUAUAUUUGGAACAAAUGAUAAAAAGCCCUUAGGGCUAAUAAAAUAAUAUAAUAAUAUAUAAUAUUAUUUAUUAUUAUAAUAUUUUAAACUAGACAAAGGUAUUUAGGAAAUUGUGGAUAGUUUCUUUGAU
Molecule: messenger RNA, 2137 nt
Organism: Aethina tumida (small hive beetle)
Lineage: Eukaryota; Metazoa; Arthropoda; Insecta; Coleoptera; Nitidulidae
Product: beta-1,4-glucuronyltransferase 1
Exons: 2
Coding region: 67-1203 (378 amino acids)
Source: RefSeq, a predicted model, not a curated record